This is a messenger RNA of Klebsormidium nitens, 2052 nucleotides long. The record is from the annotation of a GenBank genome assembly. Lineage: Eukaryota; Viridiplantae; Streptophyta; Klebsormidiophyceae; Klebsormidiales; Klebsormidiaceae.
GUUGAGAACAGAAUUGACCUGCACUGGCAGUGCUGAGCCUGAGGCUGAGGCUGAGCAUGAUGCUUGCAAGAUGGUGGUAAAUUGUGGAGUUUGGUGGCCGCCCCUCCACAGGUUGCUCUCAGGCUCCAUGAAUCACGAUCCAUGGCAAUCCUGACGGCUAUUUCCGUGAGCCGUGUGAUACAUCUCGAGAAAUUGUGGACGGUAGCUGUCGACAAGACGUACCGCAACUCCUAUGACUCGGCGCAGCUGGGUUGCUCCACGCGUCCUGUGUUCAACGGUUGUCUAUGCCAUAUGCAAAUCAGCAAAAGUUCUGAGGCGACAGCCCCUCGGGUUGAUCUCUCUCCAGCUGAUCAGCUACUUUAAGAAGUCAAAGCAGUCCAGCGAGUCGCUCCUAAUGGCGGGGGGACAUUCAGCGGGCGGGGCGACCUAUGGACCUUUGACUGCCUUCAUGUACCUCUUCAACCUGGUGGUUGGGACAGGCGUGUUGGCGUUGCCUUCUGUCUUGAUCAGGGGUGGAUGGAUUCUUGGAACAUCAUUCAUGGUCAUCGUGGCUUUCUUAAGUUAUAUUGGAGUAACGUUCAUCAUUGAGACGAUGGCAGCUACGAAUGCGGUCCUGUACUUCAAGCGGAAGGCGCUGACGGGGCAUGGGGAGGUGGAGGACUCUCCGCUCCUGGAGGAAGAGGGCAAGAACCAGCCAUUCAUGAUUGUCCUCCGCACAGAGAUGGGCCAAAUGGCGGACGUUUUCUUCAACUUGACGGGUCGGACGCUCUUCUACGCAGCCCUUAUUAUUUACUUGUUUGGUGACCUCACCAUCUACUCGACGGUCGUCCCCAAGUCCAUGGUGCUGUUCAUCUAUGGGGAGAACGCACCCGCCUACGCCUUCGACGUCUUCCUCUUCGUUUUUGUCGUCAUCAUCGUGCCCUUCUGUUUCUUCGACCUCCAGAAGACGAAGCUUCUGCAGAUCUCCACCAUUAUUAUACGAAAUGCUGCGUUGUUAAUUAUGAUUAUGUUGUCAUCGAGGCUAGUCAUCCAGAGGGGACCUCAUACCAAGUUCAUUCCGGGCGCCAGCCUCAGAGCUCUGCCGAACCUGUUUGGAGGCGCCGUCUACGCCUUCAUGUGCCACCACAGUUUGCCUAGCAUCAUCACGCCCAUCAAGAACAAGGCCAAGGUGACGAAGCUCGUCACGACCGCCUUCGUCGCGAUCCUGCUCCUCUACGUCUGCCUGUUCGUGUCGACCUGCCUCGCAUACGGCAUCAAUGUGCGCGACCCCAUCACCUUCAACUUCCCCCCCGAGAAGUACGGCGUGGUCGGCGACUUCCUGCUGCUCUUCCCAGUCUUCACGCUGUCGUCAAGUUUCCCAAUCAUUGGUAUCACGCUGCGGAACAACUUGGACAUCUUCGCUAGCCUCAUAUCUUCCCGAUUAACGCCGGCCCCCCAUCUGCACCCACGAAAGCUGAAAAGCGAAGGAGAGGGCGAGGGCGAAGGCGAGGCCGUCCCGGAUCCGCAGGCCAUCGAUCGCAUUCCGGCGCGGCGGGUCGCGCUUACGAUGGCUGCCACUCUGCCGCCCAUUGUCCUUUCUGUCAUUGCCGAGCACUCGCACCUCCAACUGGACUCGCUGGUUGGGGUCACGGGCGCAUACGCAGGGGUUGCCGUCAUGAGCGUCAUUCCGGCGUGCCUCGUCUACUGCUCAAGAGAGCACCUGGCAAGGAUUCACCCCAGUGUCCUCGACCAUCGAACAGUAGGUCAAGCCCACCCGUUGAAUAUACACAGUUCGCCUUUCAAGUCCGUAUGGUGGAUUAUCGGGUUGCUCGUUUGGGCGUUGGUGGCCUGGACGUAUAACACGGCAGACAAAGUACUAACGCUUUAAUGUUGAAUCGCACAAAAUUCUUACUAGUUAGUCGAUCUCUCGAAUAUGCUUUUGAGGAGGAAGUAAAGUUGCUGAAGGUUUAUACUUAUCUAGGCGAACGCACUGAAACUGCCAUCAAUAUUCCCUGAUUCGAAUCCAACGAGUGAGUAACACCCACUUACCGUUUUGGCCGUUGCACUGAAGCG